This is a messenger RNA of Calidris pugnax (ruff), 390 nucleotides long. It is a transcript of the gene HYPK, whose product is annotated as huntingtin interacting protein K. Gene Ontology annotation, biological process: negative regulation of apoptotic process; protein stabilization. The record is from RefSeq and is a predicted model, not a curated record. NCBI's taxonomy places the organism in Eukaryota, Metazoa, Chordata, Aves, Charadriiformes, Scolopacidae. The coding region runs from base 94 to 294 and encodes 66 amino acids. The transcript is spliced from 3 exons.
GAGCACCGCGCCCGCACGGGCGCCCCGGUGCCGGUACGGCGCUGGGCCGUCCGGUGCCGAGCAGCGCGGUGACUGCGCGGCCCCCGGCAGGCCAUGUCGGUGAUCGGAGACCGGAGGUCCCGGGAGCAGAAAGCAAAGCAGGAGAGGGAGAAAGAACUGGCCAAAGUGACCAUCAAGAAGGAGGACCUGGAGCUGAUCAUGACGGAGAUGGAGAUCUCGCGGGCGGCCGCCGAGCGCAGCCUGCGCGAGCACAUGGGCAACGUGGUGGAGGCCCUCAUCACCCUCACCAACUGAGCGCCGGGGCGGCCGGACGGGCACUGCCUCGCCGGAGGCAGGGUUGGCCGAGACGCCGUGUGUUCCCUCACCCAAUAAAGGCACUGGUGGGACUGG